Molecule: messenger RNA, 516 nt
Organism: Lactuca saligna
Lineage: Eukaryota; Viridiplantae; Streptophyta; Magnoliopsida; Asterales; Asteraceae
Source: the annotation of a GenBank genome assembly
AUGUUAUGUGCGAGGAAGAACUUUGAUAGAUCUCAGCCAGAGGACGAUCGGCAUUUACUAUCGGUCUUCCAGAGGUGUUGGGAACAGGGUACAUUGUUGGAUAUAGUUGACAAGUACAUUGAAGAUAUGCAGGAACAUGGCGCAGAAGUUGUGGACAUGAUGAAACUGGCUUCAUGGUGUCUACAGCUAGAUUCUACGAAAAGGCCUUCAAUGUCAUCGGUGGUUAGGGUGUUGGAGGGAGCAAUAACAGUUGAAUCGAACUUGGAUUACAACUUCUUACAUCCAAGGCCGCAGGAUACAACCCCUGAGUAUGAACAAAGCUCGAGACCCUGUGAUUCUGUUCUAUCAGGGCCAAGACCACAAUCAUACAGCUUGGAACAAGUCUCUAUUUAUACUAUGCGAUUCCACAUUGUGCAAUUGGAAAUUUUAAACCAUAACGUGUAUCUACAAGCGGUGUGUACUCUUCUUUAUUUUAAGCUUUCGAGUUGUCAUGUUUUAAGAAUAAAUAUACUCUGA